Molecule: messenger RNA, 215 nt
Organism: Symbiodinium sp. CCMP2456
Lineage: Eukaryota; Dinophyceae; Suessiales; Symbiodiniaceae
Source: the annotation of a GenBank genome assembly
GUGGCCAGGCACCAGGGGAGCGUGGGUUUCACGUCUUCUACCAGCUGUUGGAGGCCCGCGAUGAUCCUGCGCUGCAGCUUCUGGCGCUCCGGGGGGCGGAGAGCUACCGCGACUUCUUGGCAAUUCAGAGCCCUGAGAGGCAAUUUGGGCGAUCGGGGGAAGAGAAGAACAGUCCUGAGAUAUCCUUACCAACAGCACGUAAACAUGGUGCGUGA